UUCCUUGUGUGGGAUACACACAGGGAGCAGCUCUCUGACGCCCCGGCUGCUCUCCCAACUCUCCACUUCCGGGCCGAACCGAUCUGUCUCGAAGCGCUCGCCGUUCCCCUGCCCGCCCGGAUGUGUUAAUGGAUUCCAGACCCGGAUUCCACCGUGGCGGGGGCAGCAAUCACACCGCCCUCGGCGGCUCGGCCUCCAGCUCCCCGGCUCUGACCGGGGCUCAGGCCCGCCGGCGGAAACAGCCCCUCCGGCCUGCCGACUUCAAACUGCAAGUGAUCAUCAUCGGCUCCCGGGGAGUGGGCAAGACCAGCCUCAUGGAGCGGUUCACGGACGACACGUUCUGCGAGGCGUGCAAAUCCACCGUGGGUGUUGAUUUUAAAAUCAAAACAGUGGAGCUAAGAGGGAAGAAAAUUAGGUUACAGAUAUGGGACACAGCUGGCCAAGAGAGAUUUAACAGCAUUACUUCAGCCUACUACAGGAGUGCCAAAGGUAUCAUAUUAGUCUAUGAUAUCACAAAAAAAGAGACUUUUGAAGAUUUACCGAAAUGGAUGAAAAUGAUCGAUAAGUAUGCAUCAGAAGAUGCAGAACUUCUACUAGUUGGUAAUAAGCUAGACUGUGAAAUCGACAGAGAAAUUACAAAGCAGCAGGGAGAAAAGUUUGCACAACAGAUCACAGGGAUGCGUUUCUGUGAAGCAAGUGCCAAGGACAAUUUCAAUGUAGAUGAAAUAUUCUUGAAAUUGGUUGAUGACAUAUUGAAAAAGAUGCCUAUGGACCUGAUGCGUAGUGAGUUAUCCAACAGCAUUCUGUCUCUUCAACCAGAACCUGAAGUCCCACCAGAAUUGCCUCCGCCCAGACCUCCUGUCCGUUGCUGUUGAUUAUAUUCUUGUUCUUUAGACAAAGCAGAACAAGGGCUCUAAGUCACUUUGUCCUGCAAUACAAUCAUUAGAAAUUGUCCCUUUUUUGCACUUCCUUAUCAGAGCUGUGUAAAUAUGCAAGCAGGGAGCCCAAGGUUAGGUAGCUACUUGGACGGAAUGAAGUAUUUCUGUUGCACCCUGGAUCAGCAGUCCAGCGUUUGCAAACAGGUUCAGUGAGUUCUGACAUGGAAUCAUUUGCCCAUUUGAUUAAACUGUCCACAGCUAUGGUUCCUAGUAAGCAAUUUAUAUAGGGUGCCACUAGCUGCAUCAUUCUUUAUGCCAGGUGCUAUCAGCUCCAGGUGUGGUCUGUCUAGCCAUUUUCAAAUACUAGAAGUGUUUGUUUUAAUUAUAUAUAUUUUUUCCCCCCUGUAUUUAGUCAUAUAUAUGGCGCUUAGCUAAAUAAUAAUUUGUCCAGAUAUAGUUGAAGGCCUUCAUGGAAAAUGCUUCCAUAAACAUUAUUAUUCUACUUAGUUUAUUCUUUAAUGCAAAAAAGGUCUUUGUUUUUAAUCUGUAGUAUUAUAAAAUUACUGGAACUGCCAUGAAUAUUAUAAUUUUUUUCCAGUAGUUUAUUUUAUUUGAAUAUUAUUUAUUAACGUGUAAAUUGUUUGAAUGGUAUCUGUUACAUUUACUCCAGGAGAUUGCACUUUGCACUGUAAAAGUGGCCCUUCUCUCUAAUGCAACAUAAACAGAAUCUUUUGUGAGCACAGUCAGAUGUUUUUUGUGGUAGGAAGGCACAUUGAACAAAGAUAGCAACAUAUGUGGUUAAUGGUUCAAGAGACAAUUUUAUGAUGUAACACUAAAUGGGAGCAUUUAGAAGUAAUCACCGGAAAAAACUGCUAGACUAUAAAGCAGCAUUGCUCUCUCCUAAAUGGAAACUAAUCACAGAGGGACGAAACAAUGUUUUGGGUUUUUUCCCCAUAUUCACUUACUAAACGUGUGCAUUUAACUUUGCCACUUUUUAUGGGAGGGGGAGAAUUUGUUUGGGGGGUGGGGGGAGGAGCAAGAACAUAAACCUAAAUGGCAAAUUUUCUUUUAUGAAGAUGGUGGGUUUGUGAACUACAUUUUUGGUAUAUCUCUUAUAAAAAAAAAAAGCACUGUAUAAUCUGGCGUUUGGGAAACAGUGGUUGAUAUGCAUUUGGAUAAAUGUGUGUCCUGUGGUAUUUGAACCAUUACAGUAUUUCUUACUAAUGAAGUGAAAAUAAACUUUUUUUUUUUA
This is a messenger RNA of Pelobates fuscus (common spadefoot toad), 2130 nucleotides long. It is a transcript of the gene RAB12, whose product is annotated as RAB12, member RAS oncogene family. Gene Ontology annotation, cellular component: plasma membrane; trans-Golgi network transport vesicle; synaptic vesicle. The record is from RefSeq and is a predicted model, not a curated record. Gene Ontology annotation, biological process: endocytic recycling; Golgi vesicle fusion to target membrane; protein localization to plasma membrane. Gene Ontology annotation, molecular function: GTP binding; GTPase activity. Bases 129 to 875 code for a protein of 248 amino acids. The transcript is spliced from 6 exons. NCBI's taxonomy places the organism in Eukaryota, Metazoa, Chordata, Amphibia, Anura, Pelobatidae.